Molecule: messenger RNA, 2175 nt
Organism: Diaporthe amygdali
Lineage: Eukaryota; Fungi; Ascomycota; Sordariomycetes; Diaporthales; Diaporthaceae
Exons: 2
Coding region: 1-2175 (724 amino acids)
Molecular function (GO): phosphatidylinositol binding
Source: RefSeq, a predicted model, not a curated record
AUGGCUCCAGAUCCACCACCAGCGGCUGUGACCCUGGAUUCAGCACAACUUCACGCCCUCCUCGACAUUCUCACCCACGACGAGACGUACCGUGAAGCCGCGGAUUUCAAAUACCCACACGCCGUCAAAGACUACGGCUAUCCCUUCAACCACGACACAUCACAGCCCAACACUCCAACCUACAACCCCAAGUCCGCGUCCCCCUUGCUUCAACUUCUCCUCACCCGAUGCAUCCUCACGGUUCCCGGACUAGGCGACCUGCCUUCAGAUUUCUGGCCCACCAAAUUCCAGGGCAUCUUAACCAGGCUGGCCGACGUGGACCUCUCGGAAUCCUAUGACAAGGGUGCACCGGGAACUAGGAAGACUCUGGCGACCCUGGCAUGCGUGAUUCACGAAGCCAUCACGCGAGGCCUUCUGGGAGGUAUAGCGAAGGGCAGUGAGAGGGUCGACCUGCAAAAGGCCCAGUAUGACUCUGCUAGAGCACCCGAGCUCGCCAGAGCAUGGGACGAGUGUGUCCGUGAGCUUGUCCAUGGGAAUCUCGCCGACGAGCUGUUCGACCACUGUGCCAAAAAUGAGGACUUUGAGUCCCAUUCGCCCGCAGUGAAGGCGGCAGCAGACUAUGCGAUACUGCAUAUUGCCUCACUGCUUCACCACAUAUUGGUGCUCUCCGCAGAAGGGCAGUACCUGGUUAAGUUGAUCGAAAAUGUGCACAAACUAGUGCCUUAUACCAUGGUUCGUCAGACGCUGAGAAUAGGGAACGCGGCUACGAUGAUCAACGGCAUGAUGCGUAUAUUCCUCGCCAAGAUGAGCGUUGCGGCGAUGACUAACUGGAUUGGAUGGACGAAAGAGGCUGACGACGGCAUGAAUCUGCUACAAAGGAUAAUAAACCUUGUGCUAUCUUGGGACGCCAGCGACUUCCGAAAGCAGGCCGAAAAGGUCGAGUCUUCCAAGGACAAACCAAGCAAGGAACAGCUAGCUGCGCUGCGGGAGCACAUGGCCUUGCCACGAGAGGCUCAUGAGGAAGCUCGGCGGACCAGCCUGGCGGAGCAGAAGUCAAUUAUCGCAGUGAUCCUUGAAUCGACCGACCCCAAACUAACAGCAUCAAUGAGCGAAUCUCAGCACACGCAAUGCCUAGAAUGGUACUCGGCACAACUGUCAGUUCGAGACCGAGAUGAGAUCAGCAAUGUGUUCUGUAAAUCGAGCCCAGAUUACUUAACGGCCGUAAUGCGUGAUGCAGUGUCUGCGUACGAGCCAUUCAUCAGAAGUCUUCACGGCAGCUUGGAUCUCCGGCCGCACGUUACAUCACUGGAGGCUUUUUUGAAUGACUUUAUCGAGACGAGCAAGCCGAAGCAGGUAAAGAACCGCGAUGGUGGCAAGUGGAAGAAUCUAGGAUCUGGCAGCGGCAAGAACACACCCGUGCAGACGAGACCUCCGUCGGUGGAGGACUACGUGGCCCUUCUGCGGCGGAAUCGGCACCUCCUCUACAAAUACCUUCACCAGUUUGCCGAGAAUUGCACCGAUGUCCGGGAGAAGUUCCGCAACUGGGCCAACGGGACGGUACACAAUUUUAGAAAUGCAGGGGAGACGGAAGCAGCGAACAGCGGCGGGGCGAGACCAGGUGCAGCGGGGGCAGUGAGCGGCUCCCUGCAGGAGAUAUUCACCCAGCUGCCGCCAGAGACGCAGCAGUCGGUUCUAGCUGGCCUGGACUCACACGCAGCGUACCUUUCGAAAGCCUCGAGCUUAUCCAUGCAGCGCAUGCAACGCAUACUCGACGCAUUGAAUGAUGGUUCGAACAAGGUUGACGAGAAGGAGGGCAGCAGCAAGCGUAACACCCCGCGAGGCAGCUCGGAAGGGGAUGACAUGUCCGGGCCCGGCGUAUAUCUGAUGCGGUGGGAAUCACUCCUCGACAGCACGCUCAUCACACCCGCGACCCCCCAUGGCCCGGUUCGAAGAGGCAGAGAUGUCAAAGGCGAGAAGGUCUCGGGCAAGAUUGGCCCCGAGGGCGUGAAGGAAGGAUGGGACGCCGGUGCCAUCGCUAAACAGGAAGAUAGUGCUGUGCCUCAGGCGCCAGACGUCAGUGUUGUCAUGGAGGCGCUGGGAGAGAGCUUCCGGGAGGUGGUAAGGGAGGCCGUGGGCCAGGUGGGACCGCCGACGACGCCGAACUCCGCAGCCUAG